This is a messenger RNA of Microdochium trichocladiopsis, 968 nucleotides long. Its product is annotated as Endoribonuclease L-PSP-domain-containing protein. NCBI's taxonomy places the organism in Eukaryota, Fungi, Ascomycota, Sordariomycetes, Xylariales, Microdochiaceae. Gene Ontology annotation, cellular component: cytosol; mitochondrion. The coding region runs from base 128 to 655 and encodes 175 amino acids. The transcript is spliced from 3 exons. Gene Ontology annotation, molecular function: deaminase activity. The record is from RefSeq and is a predicted model, not a curated record.
GAACCCUCAGUUGGAGCUGCAUUGCAGGCUGAAGCUCCGAUACUGGAGUAGAAAACAGCUCCGCGUUGCCAAUUGACCCGGGACUCUCUCGUCCCUCUCCACCUCCCCGUCCAUACGAACAGCAACCAUGCGGGCCGCUUUUCGGAGCCUCUCUCUUCGCUCCAGCCUAGCCAGAGCUUCAGCCAUUACUACCCCACGUCCCUUGGUCCCUUCAUCUACAACACCUGCCCGACGUCCUCCUCAAUCUGCACAGCUUUACCCGCAACACUCUCGCACCAUGGCCGACUACACGCACAUCAACAGCAGCGAGGCUGCCCCUGCUCUGGGACCCUACUCCCACGCCAUCAAGACCCCGACGGCGAUCUACCUCUCGGGCUCGAUCCCGUGUGAUGCGCAGGGCAACCUCGUAGAGGGCACCAUCGGCGACAAGACGGCCGCCGUCUUCAAGAACAUCAAGGCCGUCCUCGAGGCCGCAGACUCGUCCAUCGAGCGCAUCGUCAAGGUCACCAUCUUCCUCACUGACAUGGCCAACUUUGCCGACGUCAACACCGAGUACGCCAAGUGGAUCCAGCACAAGCCCGCCCGCAGCUGCGUCGCCGUCAAGCAGCUGCCCAAGAACGUCGAUGUCGAGAUUGAGGUCAUUGCCCUUCCUUAAAGGGGAGUCCAUGUCAUAAGAAGCAAGGGAGCUGUCGAAAACUGCAGCACAUUGCGGCAGAAAAAGUAGACCACUCGAAUGGAAGAUCAACUUGAAGCACCCGAGACAGUAUAAAUCAUGAUGUACAUGAAGUGACCAGUCUCAAUAUGCCGUAGAUGAUGGUAACGAAACUCGCCUUAUAGUGGGUGGAGCAUGAGUCUGGAUUUGAUCGUGUUCGGCAGAGUAACACUUCCGCGAAAGCAUGGGCUGACAUAUUUGCUGCGUGUCCAACAAUCUCCAAGUAUACUGCGUAAGGCACAAGAACCUGUUCAGG